CCAGGGCUGGGAAGCAGCAGGGACAGGUCCAGCACCCAGGUCUGGUGCUCUCUGUGGGAGCAAGAUGCCUUUCCCCGGAGAGACGUGGCUCAGUCCUUACCUGGGCACUGCAGUGCUGUGCUGCUUGGUGGUCACCAUCUGGCUGCUGCGCUGGAAGAGGAGAGCAGCGCUCUGGAAGCAGGUGGAAGAAGCCAGGAGGAAGAGAGAGCAGAGGCUGGAGCGGAUGCAGAAGGUUGCCUUGACAUUUAGGGAGCAGAAUCCUGGGGUAGAAGCUGAUCGCAUCCUCUCUCUCCCUCUCGUGGAGCUCUCUGAGGAACUCAGGAACGGGUCUCUUCCUCCAGAACAUGUCCUUUACACCUACCUGGACAAGGCCUUUCAAGUGAACAAGGACAUCAACUGUCUGACUGACUAUCUCCAGGAGUGCGAGUCUCAGCUUCAGGAAGUGAAGAAGCAGGAGAAGAAGGGCUUGUUGUACGGGAUCCCGGUCAGCGUGAAGGAUUCCAUUGAGUGCAAGGGACAUGAUUCCACAAUGGGGUUUCUGAAGAAUCUCAAUCGUCCUGCUGCCGAGGACAGCGUGGUGGUCCAGGUCUUGAAGAGACAGGGCGCCAUUCCCUUUGUGAAGAGCAACGUACCUCAGGGCUUGCUGAGCUAUGACUGCAGUAACGUCAUCUUUGGGCCUACAGCGAACCCUCUGAACCACACCAGAUCACCCGGUGGUUCCAGCGGUGGAGAAGGGGCCCUGAUCGGGAGUGGAGGAUCCAUCCUGGGCAUUGGGACUGAUAUAGGAGGGAGUCUUCGAAUCCCAGCUGCUUUCUGUGGGAUCUGUGCAUUUAAACCCACUGGGUCCAGACUCAGCCAGAAAGGAAUGGUUGCCAUUCUUCGGGGACAAAAAUCAGCAAUACCAGCAAUCGGGCCCAUGGCACGGGAUGUGGACAGCCUGGCUCUGUACAUGAGGGCACUCCUGUGUGAUGACUUAUUCCGCCUAGAUUCUUCUGUGCCUCCAAUGCCCUUCAAGGAGGAGGUGUAUGCCAGUUCAAGGCCUCUCCGCAUAGGGUAUCACGAUACAGAUAGUUUAACAUUGGCCACUCCUUCCAUGAGACGUGCAGUUCUGGAGACCAAGAAGCUUCUAGAGGAUGCCGGCCAUACGCUGGUGCCUUUCAAACCCCACUUCUCAGAGGACUUUUUCUUUAACGUUUGCCUAACGGGAUUAUUUGCAGAUGGAAGUUCCACAUAUGUGGACAACUUCAAAGGGGAGUUGAAGGAACCUUAUGCCAGACAGUUUCUUCUGAUGACCAAGAUGCCUGAUUGGUUUAAAAAACUCAUAUCCUGGAUCACCGGACCAAUAAUACCUCGGUUAUCAAAAAUGUUGGGAAACCUGGUGACCAGGAAGGCCUUAUAGCACUCGUGAAAGAUAUCCAGACUUGCGCUAUGACAAGACUCAAGGGGAAGGAAGUUCCAGGUUUGAGGUAUGGCUACUGAGGAUAACCUCCCAAAGUGAACUUGGCCCAUUCAUGGUAUUUGUGGGAGGUCUCUCUAGGCUGACCUUAGGUAUCGUGAUGAUGCAUAAGGGAGGAGACAGUUCCUUAGUGUGACGUCGGCAGGCCUCACGUCCGGUACCGCCCUUCAUCCGGUAGCCCCUCCCCCUCGUCCCUCCUGCCACAACUUUGAUGUUAUAGGUGAUUCGAAGGAGGGGUUCAGUGGAGAUCUUCUACUAGAGGGGCUUACCUGAUGUGGGGUACUCACGGUUGAGGUCCUCCGGUGUUCCACGGGGCUCCGCCACCCCUACACCCCGUCCACUCGCCAACCGGUCACUGGCUGAUGAGAUGGUUGUCUGCCGUUACCUGCAGACCUUCUUGCUGGCAGGCCCUCCCGACCGUGGGGUCCGAGGCCAACGGUCGUCUUCAGUCAGCCCACCUUAGACUCUGACUGACCCGGCCGCUAGCUCAGGUUAUUUCUCUCUCCUCUCCCCUGAUCUCAGAAAUAAUAUUCCUCCGGGAUGGGGAGGCUUCCCGGAUCACUGCCCUGGUCCCAGCAACCCCUGGGGACCACUCCUUCUUCCCCUGCCAGAGUUUCCAGCUCUCGCCUCAGCUGCUGGGUUGACGCCGAGUUGCCUGCCUGAGACUCUGGCUCCGGGGAAGCCACAGCAGCAGUGACGUGCUGCACGCCUUCUCUCUCCCUCUCUGGCUUCCCCCCCACCGCAGGGUUUGCUGGGGUUUUUAAACUCCCCAUG
Molecule: messenger RNA, 2230 nt
Organism: Alligator sinensis (Chinese alligator)
Lineage: Eukaryota; Metazoa; Chordata; Crocodylia; Alligatoridae
Product: fatty-acid amide hydrolase 1-like
Exons: 12
Coding region: 65-1399 (444 amino acids)
Biological process (GO): fatty acid catabolic process
Molecular function (GO): amidase activity; fatty acid amide hydrolase activity
Source: RefSeq, a predicted model, not a curated record